Messenger RNA from Onychomys torridus (southern grasshopper mouse), 3624 nucleotides. It is a transcript of the gene Unc119b, whose product is annotated as unc-119 lipid binding chaperone B. Gene Ontology annotation, molecular function: lipid binding. The record is from RefSeq and is a predicted model, not a curated record. Lineage: Eukaryota; Metazoa; Chordata; Mammalia; Rodentia; Cricetidae. Gene Ontology annotation, biological process: nervous system development; cilium assembly; lipoprotein transport. Gene Ontology annotation, cellular component: cilium. Bases 27 to 782 code for a protein of 251 amino acids. The transcript has 5 exons.
GUGGCGGCCAUCUUGGCGGUGGAGCGAUGAGCGGGUCGAAUCCGAAGGCUGCGACCGCGGCGCCGGCGGCCGGGCCCGGCGGGCUGGUGCCGGGCAAGGAGGAGAAGAAGAAGGCGGGCGGCGGCGUCCUGAACCGGCUCAAGGCGCGGCGGCAGGCGCCCCCACACACGGCCGACGAUGGCACCGGGGCCGCGGUCACGGAGCAGGAGCUGCUGGCGCUGGACACGAUCCGCCCUGAGCACGUCCUGCGCCUCAACCGGGUCACCGAGAAUUAUUUAUGUAAACCUGAAGACAAUGUCUACAGUAUUGAUUUUACCCGCUUCAAAAUCCGAGACCUGGAGACGGGGACAGUGCUCUUCGAGAUUGCCAAACCUUGCAUCUCAGAUCAAGACCAGGAUGCAGAGGAGGAGAGUGUCGAUGUGGAUAUCAGCGUAGGGCGUUUUGUCCGCUAUCAGUUCACACCAGCCUUUCUCCGCCUCCGGACAGUCGGUGCCACGGUAGAGUUCACAGUGGGGGACAGACCUGUGUCAAACUUCCGGAUGAUUGAGCGGCACUACUUCCGGGAGCGUUUGCUGAAAAACUUUGACUUUGAUUUCGGCUUCUGCAUCCCCAGCAGUAGAAACACGUGUGAACACAUCUACGAGUUCCCGCAGCUCUCUGAGGAUGUCAUUCGUCUGAUGAUCGAAAACCCGUACGAGACCCGCUCGGAUAGCUUCUACUUUGUUGACAACAAGCUGAUAAUGCACAACAAGGCUGACUACGCCUAUAAUGGAGGCCAGUGACUGCCGCAGGAGCGGGCAGGGAAGGUCCUUUGCUGCCACCACGAGGCACAUGGGGGAAUUGCAGCUACUGCUUGUCAACACUCGUUGAACCUGGUCCGGGAAGCUGGGGUGGCGGUUUGCUCCAAGGAGGUGCCGGCCAGCAGUUUCUUUUCCCGGUAUUUUUUCCCCUGCCCCCUAGUUCUCAGAGGUAUUAUAGUAAAGAUUAGGGUAAGGUUCCUGGGAUCCAGAUAAAAACGUUUAUCUCUGUGUAGUCUUAGCUAUGCACUGGUUAUCCCGACAAGCCUGACUGUCCAGGCACAGCUGUGUCAGUGAGAAGGCUCAGGCUAGGCCACCCUCGGCUUAUCAGCCAUUCUGCAGCUUCCUGGGUGCUGGGGGCAGCUGAGAGCAGCUCGCUUCCUCCUUCACCACGGUGUUGCGUGGGCACAGUCUGUCCUCAGCCACUGCACAGUCUGAGGCCAACCGGUGGAGACUCGAAAAGACAGGGAGGGCGGAGGCAGACUGAAAGACAAGAUUUUGAGGGUGCUGCUUACUGCCUUGGGGACCCACAGCCAGUCCUAGAGAGACCGUGGGCUGAGCCUGGUGGUCUUUUCUGUUCUCACUCUGGAGGCCACAUGGUGCUCUGCUCCCCUGGCCUUGACUUUUUCUGCAGCAGACCUCGUCAGUUCUGUUCCUGGAACUAGUGUCUCUUGAGUUCAGCGUAGGGUGGAUGCUUUGGGCUCUUCAGUCUGACCACUGUGGGGAGUUCUUACACCGUGUCUGUUCCAGCACCUGUGAUUCGGGUCUAUCCCUGAUAGAGUUGACCUGGCUCAUGCCAGGAGAGGCGAAGUUGCAGCCUGGCCCCUGCAUAGAGAGAGAGCUGACUGUGUUUACAUGGCUAGCCUGGAAGAUGGGCCUAGGUCGGGAUUUGUGUCUGGAAUUCUGAGUCUCCUGCUUAGGAAUGUUUUCCUGUCUGUUUGCCUUUCCUGGAACCAUCUGGCAGAUGGUCCUGAGUGAUGCAUGUUCUCAUCGUUCCUUCAGGCUGCUGGAUGCUUGAGUGUUGGAAAGGGCAGUGCAGGCUGAGGUUCCCGCCAGAGCACUGUGGCCUCAGACAUCCUCCUGCGCUUGUUGUGGGCAUCAGGUGUCCCCGGAUCCUCACUGACUAACUCCCUCCUCUCUGGCUCCCCAGGUUGUCUGUGGACUGCUUGAGGACUCUGCUGUGGCUCAGGUCCAUUUAGCAUUGAUGAAGUGUCUGUAGUGGGCAGAUGUGCCUAUAGUGGGGCAGAUGUGCCUGUAGUGGGCAGAUGUGCAGACAUCACAUUGUCUGUAAUGAGAGCAGGGUCCCGAGUGCGCUCUGAGGAAAGGGCAUACUUUGGCCAGUGUUGCUCUGUGUUUGGUUUCUAGAGCACUAGGAGCCUUGGAUUUUGGUCCUGCGCUCUCUCUCUGGCCAGCAGCUGACAGUGCCGUAUGCUGGAGCCUUCGGAAUAAGAAAGCCCUAAUCACCUUUCAUGCUGCACGGAUUUACCCACUGAGACGGAGAGCCAGGUGCCCUCCGGGUGGGUACCUCCUGACCACUCUAGUGAAUCUCAGAACUGGAGUCCACUCCAGACCCAGGUGCCUUCAGUGUGCUCUGCCCAUAUGCUGCGGGGGAGCUGCUGCAUGCCCCUCUUCUCCUCCCCUGGGACAGAUAGGGGCUUCUCUACCUUUUCUCACGUGGCUCCUCUGCUGGGGUUUGCAUGUUCUUGACAAAGUUCUGAGUGCUUCUUGCUCUGUUUCCGUCUGCUGAGGAGAGAUUUGGUUUUCAGUAUUCAAAUAAAUACUACCUAGGAAAGAGAUUCCUGGGGCUGUGGGAUCUUUGCCCAGUGGAGCCCAACUUGGGCUGCUCCUGUAUUCUGCUCUGCUGUUUCUUGCCUGUAGGGCUUUUGCUUGGAAAGCACCAGAGGGUGGAGGAGCUGGACACACUGGCUUGAGAAGGGCUGGUCACAUUGAAGACCACUCAGACCCGAGCUCCGUCGUUGUUGGCAGGAUGGACUGGUCCUCCUUUGCUGCUGAAGGCCAGUGGUCCGUGUCUGGCUUCUUAGGGAGGCAUUUUGCUGUUUUCCACUGUUUGUACCUGACUUAUGGAAACUGGAAUUCAUACUUGGCAAGUAACAAGCAGAAGCCGAGUCAGACGUCAUGUGUUCAGGAAUAUCAUCCAUCCACAGUGGCUUCCUGUGAUGCAGUGAGAGAGAACCAUUGCUCCAGUGUGAGGAGGCCCUGCCCUGUGUCAAGAGCAGGAGUCUGAGCAGAUGGCCGCUCCCAGGAGAACCUCCCAGCAGCCAGGCGGCCAGAAGCCUUCCUGCUGUGAGCAGGGCUCUGCUUGAUCUCCAUCCCUGCGCUCUGCCUCUCUGAAGAUGUAGUUGAUCUGCUCUUCUUUAUUCUAAACCACAAGCAUAGGAGGAAGGUGCCAGUCCCUGGGGCUGAGAUCAGCUGCUGUCUCCGGUUAGCUCAGCGCUGUCUGCACGGACUCUCUGAAGCUUCUCCAGGCUUUGGAUAUUUCCCAUUCCAAGGACAGUGCUUUACACUACCUGGGACUGACCGUAGACUCAGAUUCUGACAGUGUCCACAUUCCGUGUCCAGAGUAUCAUAGCCACAGGGCGGGUUGGGGGAGAUAGGUUCCCCUCCACCUUGUUUCACAAAGGAUCAUGUAAUGUCAUUGAAAUUGUGAAAGUCUAUUUUCCCUGUAAAUCUAUUUUUCACAGAAUAUGAGAAACAUCUCUGUCCUUCCCACUUUACCCAAGAUCCUCAUUCCAGAACCAACCAGGUGACUUUAUUUGUAUAAGAUGUUAUUUUACCACAAGAGACAGUAAUAAAAAUUUUCACAGUA